AUGUCGUCAUAUUACUUUACAAUUAUAGGAACUCAGGAUAAUCCAAUCUAUGAAGUAGAAUUCUCUUCAUUUAAAAAUAUCCCCAGUUCAACAACCACUGCACCAUAUGUACCUGGCAAAUCACAAUUUCAACCAAGCAUUAAAGAACUUCUACCAUUUAUAGCCAAUUCCUCAUUAGAUUUAAUAGAAGAGUCACAAUGGUCAUCAACCCCAUUACAUCUAGGAAAAGUUGAUUCAUUUUAUGGAUUACUGGUAAAUGCAUUCUUAACCCAGGGGAAUAUCAAAUUGAUCUUAUGUUAUGAUGGUAAUGUUAGUGGAAGUAAAUCAGAAGAGAAUUCAAUUAAACAAUUCUUUAUUGAGAUUAAUGAAUUAUAUGUAAAGAAUUUAUUAAAUCCAUUUUAUUCGGUUAAUGAUCCUAUAAUAUCUCCGGAAUUUGAUUUAAAGGUUAAAUUGUUAGCAAAGAAAUAUUUAUAG
Molecule: messenger RNA, 474 nt
Organism: Hemisphaericaspora subhashii
Lineage: Eukaryota; Fungi; Ascomycota; Pichiomycetes; Serinales; Debaryomycetaceae
Gene: TRS20
Product: TRAPP subunit
Exons: 1
Coding region: 1-474 (157 amino acids)
Biological process (GO): endoplasmic reticulum to Golgi vesicle-mediated transport
Cellular component (GO): TRAPP complex; cytoplasm; nucleus
Source: RefSeq, a predicted model, not a curated record